This is a messenger RNA of Tricharina praecox, 2024 nucleotides long. RefSeq lists its product as uncharacterized. The annotation marks the transcript as partial. The transcript is spliced from 4 exons. Lineage: Eukaryota; Fungi; Ascomycota; Pezizomycetes; Pezizales; Pyronemataceae. The record is from RefSeq and is a predicted model, not a curated record.
CUCCUUCUCCUUCUCGUUCUCAUUUCCCCUCAACCACCACACACUCACGUGCUGUGGCCGUCGGCAUCCUUUCACUCUCGUACCUACCAACUCACUUCCAAUUACCUAUCAUUCCCUUACCCCCGACUCCGCCGCAAUCAUGUCUGACCGCACACCCGUCGACCGGUGCGUCUCGUCCCGCGCUAUGUCAAUCAAAUUUCCGCAGCGGGAGCAAAGUUUGCCCGCCAGAAGUUCCACAGAUUUUCAGUCCUGCAGGAGCUUCGGCGGAACCACUCUCCGAUCUUUCCAAGAUCCUCAGAGUCACAGUCCUGACACAGAAGCCAUUGCCAAGCUGGGAAUCAGAGAGUCGCAGGCGUACACGUCAAAGAUGGCGAACCAGAACUUUGACCUCAAGAUGAAAUUACACUACGAACAGAAGAAGUCCGAAGCCUGUGUCAGAGCCAUAGAAAAGCUCCAGAAGACCUGUCGCCAGAAAGAUGCGGAAAACGAAGAGCUUCGUCGGGAGAAGGCUGAGCUCGAAGCACGAAUCCAGUUCCUGCAAGAAGAGUUGGACAAACAGGCACUUGUCGUCGAGGAUGCCCAACUCGUGAACGAGUCCUACCAGAAACGAUUCGUGGAGCUUCAUGCAAGACUCGAGCAGUACCACGAAGAGGUAACCCCAAGGUACAUCAAACAAGUGAUUGCAAAACUCGAUUCUAUCGAGGACAUGCCAUCCGCUACUGGGUUACGCAUGAAGGUCACACACACCCGAAGCGACUCCGAGUUCUACUCGACACCAAUCCGAUGCCACAAUAUUACACCUUCCCAAGAAAGUGCACCUUUUACCCCCCCAGACAUCAAUAGCGAGGAAGAAAGCGAGGAAGAGUCCCAACAUUCUAGCGGUCGCUCGUACCCGUGUCUCUCACCUGCCUUGCCGAGUGAAGAAGACCUCACGAGCCUGUAUGGUCAGAACGAUAGCGAGUCCGAGCUUCCACAGCUUCCCAUCGGACAACAAUUGCCUUCAAGGACGCUUCAUGAGAUAAAACAGCAAAUGGAGGCUAGAGCCUCGUACUUCGAAGACGCAAAGAAACGCUUGGAUGGAUUUGCGGAGGUUGCUGAGGAGGCGCUAUCCCCCGUUCGGAGGAUUGGAGAAGAGCAACACCAGUCAUCGAGACAUUUUCACAUUCGUAUGGGCUCCCGGAGACAUUCAGAUUUCUAUGAACAGGGGUCACAAAGCGAGUGUUCCUUCGAGAUAGUGAAAGCGUCAAAUUCUAAGGCUUCUGCAAACGCUAAAGGCAAGGAUAUCGAAGCUGUAUCGCCAGCAACUGCGGUCCAAGCCUCGGAUCCUCGUACAAGUUUGCUGCCCACUCCGCCGCCGUCAUCGCCUGUGUCAGACAUUUGGAUCGAUCAAGCCCGCACGAGCUCAUCGAAGAGCACCUCGAGGCAUCGUCGACUGCAGACACGUUAUUCAAGAUCGUACGCGAAUGGUACUCCCGAGGUCCAUGAAGACGCGAAUGUUAUUUCCGAGUUCCGUGAAGAGGCGGAUGGUAAUUCCGAGUUCUAUGAAGAGGCGGAUGGUACUUCGGAGGUCCAUGAAGGCGCGAAUGGUACUCCCGAGGUCCAUGAAGCACGCUAUUCGAAAGCGUUACGAAGACAGCAACGCUGUGAAGCCGCCUCCGAACACGACAAAGAAAGCGAAGCCAGCUUCUCUGGUGUGGAGCGCGCAGGCUCCUUUCCGUCCAAGAUUGCUGCCGGUUUUGCGAGCGGAGUUGCUAGGUCUGCGAAGAAACUGGGCUUGAGUGGCACGAAAAAGCCAAAGGUGCCCAUGUCGAGGACGACUUCGUCGGCGUCGUUGGUGAGGCGCUCAGUUGGUGACAGACGUUUGGUGCCGCCGCCAACACUGCCCUUCCCGGUCCUCGCCGAGAGGACAAGCUGGGAGUCGCUGAAGGACAUGAUCGACGAGAAGGGCUUCCUGAGGACCACAAUUGCGGCCAAGAACAAGAUAAAGAAAACGAACAAGGGAUGGGGAACUGGUCGGGGACAAG